Messenger RNA from Ixodes scapularis (black-legged tick), 1188 nucleotides. RefSeq lists its product as uncharacterized. NCBI's taxonomy places the organism in Eukaryota, Metazoa, Arthropoda, Arachnida, Ixodida, Ixodidae. The coding region runs from base 1 to 1188 and encodes 395 amino acids. Gene Ontology annotation, molecular function: zinc ion binding; nucleic acid binding. The record is from RefSeq and is a predicted model, not a curated record. The transcript has a single exon.
AUGAGCUCCGGUGGUGCGGUAUCAGCGGCCCAGCAGGGCCGCGGGAACAGGAUUGCUGACGCAGCAUCGCAGGAGUACGAAGUUAUCUUGCCUACGCUGCCUACUGGCCCGUCUGUCCAAAAUACGCUUUUUUUACACGCCGACGUGCGCGCCCGGCCCUACCGUCUGGAGCACUUCCGUGGCGCCCCGUCCCUCGCGGCACUUCUUCCCGAGGUGCUCGCCUUAGGGGCAUACCAGUAUAACCACGUCUGGGCCGUGACCUUCAAGAGCGCCGAGGGGAAGAGGAAGUUGCAGGCAGCUGAGGGCUUCAAAGUCAAGGACGGCCGUUGCGUUGUGGUAGACCCCAGCAACCAGGAGACCCGGCUCAAGCUCCACCGGCUGCUGCAUCACGUCCAAGACGACGAGGUGCGUGCGGCCUUGGCGCCCUACGGGAAGGUCACAGGGGUCACCAGGGAUAAGUGGCGCGUCCUGGGCUGCACCGACAUGGGCUCGACGACGCGUUCGGUCUCCAUUAAGCUCGGACCCGGCGUCACAGUGGAGGACCUCCCUCACCAGCUGCGCAUCGCCGGCGAAUUGGUGCUAGCGGUGGUUCCCGGCAGGGCGCCGCUGUGCCUCCGGUGUAAGGGCAAAGGCCACAUCCGAAGAGAGUGCAGAGUGCCACGCUGCACGCUCUGCAAGCGGUUCGGCCAUGGAGAGAGUCAGUGUGUCCGGACGUAUGCCAGUGUCGCAGGGCCCGUGGGGGGCGACGAUACCUCGGAGCACCUCAUGGACGUGGUCGACGCCGAGGAAGCCGCGAGCGGGGAAGAAAACCAGCCGCCAACUGAGGCAACAAUCCCCAAGCCAUUGGAGGCCUGCGACGGCGGUCACGGCGAAGGUGUCAAGGCCACGUUGCCUGAGGAGCCGCCAACUCGUGGCGAGCCGGACUCUAAGAACGUCGACGAGGCAGUGUCUUUUGAGACGCUGACUGCUGGAGGGGCGACCACCAAGGCUGCGGAAAUAGCAGGUACCACCCCUCUAGUGCCCAAGCGAGUCCGACAACCGAGCGACGACGACGGCCAGGACUCAGGAGCUGUCCCUCCAGACGAGCCGCCCCCAAAGACGACUCUGUCGCGCAGGGGUGGCGUAAGACCCAAGCCCAACAUUCCGCCAGACCGGAGGUCGCCGGCGACGCCGUCAUCGCAGUAUUGA